UCUCUCUCUCUCUCCCGCCACAAAGCCUUCCCUCCAAUGGCUUCCUCCUCCUUCUCUCUUUCUCUGUCCCUACAACCUCCUCGAUGCUCUUAUCACCGACACCCGGUACAUUGCUUUGGCAUAAGCUUUUCUUUGCUAAAGAAUUGGGAUGUGAUGGUUUCGGGGAUGUGGAGGCCGAGGCCAUUUCGUUCGGCCAAUUUGAUGGACUGUAAGAAGAGGAGAACUUUGAUCUGUGCAGUCAAUCAAGAUGCUGAGGAAGCAUUCAAAAAGACUGUAGAAGUCGAUAGGCUGAUAGACAAAUUGAGGGAUGCAAAUCCAAUUGAACUUCAGAAGCUUGUUGUUGAAAAUGUGUUGGCAUUUAACGAGGGCUUUUGGAUACGGCUUGCAGCAAGAACUGAUACCUGCAAAUCAGAAGAUGAUAAAAAAGAUUAUGAGGAAUUGGCUAUAUCAGUAAUGAGCAUAGUGGAUCGCCUUGUUCACAAGACCAAUGAAAAGAUAAAUUCAGCUACUGAUGUCCUCAAGGGGAUUCUGAAACCUAUAGUUGAUGAUGUUGUAGAAAUUCAGUGGCCUCCUAGAGAUCCUGAGUCUCUUAAAUUAAUGGAGAAAGAAAUCACCGAAAGGGAACAAGAAGGGCUACUGGAUGAAGGCUUCCUUUCAGAAGUUAAUGCUCAACUAAGACAAGCAAAAGAAGAUGGAGAUAAGCCAGGGCUUGAGGCUAUGUUACAAAAGGUUUUGCAACUCUACGCUUCUAAAGUUCUAUCCAAACGUAGUUAUGCAAAGAAAGGGGAUGAAAUUCUGAAGGCCGAGGAGUUUCUUGAAACCAUAAUUAAAGCUCCUGAGGAAGAAUGGAACAAGCUGUUGCUCGAUGGAUUGUCAAUUGGCAAAGGUGAAAUUCCACCACAGGACCUCUAUGCUGUCAUAAAGAAAAGGAUUGAACGGACUCUGAUCCGAACGGAGGGUGGUUCUUACCAGCAGCGUGUUCUUUCUGAGUAUCUGAACGGCAUUCAAUCGAGAGCAGAGCAAGUUGUCCAAGUGCUAGAGGGCAAGGCUCAGUAGUUGUACAUGUUCAUGAUUUGUAAGUGGAGUUGGGACGGCUAGCAUGCACAAACGUGUCUGAUUCUUAGAACUAAGAUAAGAGCAAUUCAGAGAGUUUGGAAGUUUAGAUGUGAAUACGAAGUCAGGUAAAGAUCUAUUGCAUUCAAUCCGGCCAGAGAACCCAGCCUUAAUAACCUAAGUAUCAUUUUUGGUCAAGGAAAAUGAAUGGAAUGACUUUAUUUUUGGGUUAAAAUCCAGCAAGUACAUUUAUGAACCAUGUAAUGUGAGCACGACAGGUUUAGCAAAAUUAGAUAUACCAUGUGUGCAUAGUUGUGGAACGUAAAUUGGAAAUUGUAA
This is a messenger RNA of Rosa rugosa (rugosa rose), 1392 nucleotides long. RefSeq lists its product as uncharacterized. The transcript is spliced from 11 exons. Lineage: Eukaryota; Viridiplantae; Streptophyta; Magnoliopsida; Rosales; Rosaceae. The coding region runs from base 37 to 1056 and encodes 339 amino acids. The record is from RefSeq and is a predicted model, not a curated record.